Messenger RNA from Malus domestica (apple), 657 nucleotides. RefSeq lists its product as uncharacterized. Lineage: Eukaryota; Viridiplantae; Streptophyta; Magnoliopsida; Rosales; Rosaceae. The record is from RefSeq and is a predicted model, not a curated record.
AUGAUCUUUAUUCGUCGCCACCUUGAUAAAGGACUGAAGGGCGAGUACCUAACUGUUGAGGAUCCAUUAACCUUCUGGAAGGCACUGAGAAAUAGAUACAAUCACCAGAAAACAAUGAUUCUUCCAAUGGCUCGUUAUGAGUGGACUUACCUAAGAAUCCAGGAUUUCAUGACAAUGGCUGAGCACAAUUAUGCAAUGUUUAUAAUUAGCUCCCAAAUGAAGCUUUGUGGGGAAACCAUCAUUGAGGAAGAUAUGCUGGAAAAUACUUUCAGCACCUUUCAUGCCCAAGGCUUUACUGAGUACAACCAGCAGAUAUAUGUGCUCCUUGUGGCUGAACAGAACAAUAAGCUCCUGAUUAAGAAUCAUCAGUCCCAACCUACUAGAUCGGUACCAUUCCUAGAAGUGAAUGUUGCUUCCCUUGAAGUAAAUACCCCAUCCUCUCGUGGUAAUAAUUACAAACGAGGAUAUGGCAACAAGCGAGGGCGGUGGAACGGGAAAGGCAAAAACUAUGGUGUCCAGUUUCAAAACCAGGUUCUAAGGCAUAAUUCGGGCCCGAGCUUCAAAAAUGCAAAUCGCCAAAAAGGCAAAGCUCAUAUGAAUAACACUCAUAGAAAUCCUGAAGGAGUUUACCAUAGGUGUGGUGUCAAUGGGCACUAG